Molecule: messenger RNA, 704 nt
Organism: Clupea harengus (Atlantic herring)
Lineage: Eukaryota; Metazoa; Chordata; Actinopteri; Clupeiformes; Clupeidae
Product: lipocalin-like
Molecular function (GO): small molecule binding
Source: RefSeq, a predicted model, not a curated record
AUUUUAUUUGCUUGUAGCUAUGGCGACUAUAUCUGCGACAACCACCUUAGGCGUUUGGGGAUUUAUUUUGUUGACACUUGUAUCCAUUGGCAACAGUGAGAUCCUGCCUCAAGCGGACUUUAACGUUCAAGGGAUGUCUGGUAACUGGUACCUGAUUGGCUUCGCCACUAACGCUCCCUGGUUUGUGGCCCGUAAGAAAAUCAUGAAGAUGGGAACCGUCCAGAUGACGCCAACGCCCAGCGGAGGGCUGACCAUAGACCACUCCAGUGUCAAUGCUGAUGGCUCCAGCUUCAAAAUUACCCACGAUGCAAAGCCUUCUUCAUUGCCAGGGAAAUUCACCUUCAGGAGUGAACGCACGGAGGGGGAUAAUGACAUGCGGGUCGUACAGGUGAACUAUGAUGACUUUGCUCUGAUUCACACCAUCAAGACAAAAGCAGGAAUCAACACCAUUCUCAAUAAACUCUAUGGUAGAACACCUGACCUGAGUUCUGAUGUUCUUCAGAAGUUCCGCAGUUUCUCUCUGGAAUGUGACAUUCUACCAGACAACAUUAUCAUUCUUCCCAAGAACGAUUGAUCAUCUGGAACAUCACCCAACCUCCCUCAUUUCAUUCUUUUCCUUCUUCCUCUCCUCUCAGCCCCUAUCUCUCUCCCUCUCCCUCUCUCCUUCUCUCUGCCUCUCUCUCUCCCUCUCUCUCUCUCUCUCU